Messenger RNA from Drosophila hydei, 3172 nucleotides. RefSeq names its product mucin-19. NCBI's taxonomy places the organism in Eukaryota, Metazoa, Arthropoda, Insecta, Diptera, Drosophilidae. The coding region runs from base 27 to 2699 and encodes 890 amino acids. The transcript has 5 exons. The record is from RefSeq and is a predicted model, not a curated record.
UUACAGCAACAACAACAGAAGCCAAAAUGCUGCUCAAAAUUUGUCUAAUGGGCUGCCUGGCGCUACUGGUGGCCAGCGAGGAGCUGGCUGUAGGAGCAUCAGAGAAUAUUGAAGCGAAUGCGCCGGCAACAAGCGAAUUCGAGACAUCGCACAAGGUGCCGGGGGCUAAUGUGUUGAGCGACGAGGGUUUCCACACGGCGCACAGGAUUAGCAUUCGGGCCGCAGACACAGACUACUCCAUGAAUUUGCUGGCUACCAAGGAGCGGCCCGAGCUGAAUCCAGUGCUCAGUGCGCUGAUCAACGAGGACGUAAUGAAGAGCAUCGAGGCGAAGCGUGCCAUCGAGGAGGAAGAGCUGGCCGAAGUGAAGCGCGAAGUUGAGCAAGCAGCGCUCGCCGAGCUGGAGCUGAAGAGCACCGGCGCUGGCGUCACAGAGCAGCCCACCCUGCAGCUAACCACACAGCCUACGGCAGCCAAGAAGAUCGACAAUCUAGAUGAUGACAUGGUGGUCGAUCCGCACGACGACUUUGUCAACCAGAACUUUGCACUGGAUGGCGCUGGCAGCGAGAACAACAAGAAGUCACGCAUCGAGAUCAAGAAGGGACCCAACGGCCAGGACUACGAGUACGAGUAUGUCUACUACUACGAGGAGGACGAGGAUGCUGACAGCAAGCCCAAAGCAGCUAUCGAUGCACCCGCUGCCGUCGAGGCACCCGCUGAUCUGACGCCCGAGACGCGCGGCAAGACACGCUAUUCCAACAUCGAUCGCAGCACUCCGGCCACACCCAGCGAGAACAGCCUGCAGACCGGCAAGGCCAAGGGCAGGGCCUCGAAUGCCGUCAGCCCCGACAACACCGAGGAUAUUGAAGCGGAGCGCUUGCCGUUGAACACGCGCUUCCCCAGCCGGGGCAAGAAUAUCGACGUGCAGCCAACUCCGGCGCUGGAUUCGCUGGAAACGGCCGCAGAGCGUAAGAAGAUUAGUGUGAAGCGUCCCAGCCUGGAGCUGGUCGACAGCGAGACUUUCAACACUGACGAAAAACAGUUGAAGGGUUCACGCAACGGCGACAAAGAGCUGAAGCCCGUGAUAGCCGUCGAGCAAGAGCAGGCAGCAGCUGCUGCAGCAGCAGCCGCCGCCGCAGCCGCCAAGCAGGAGGAAGAGCGCGAUAUAACGGCCAAGCUGGAUGAUGAGGCUGAACAGACGACACCGUCCAUGGAAAAGGCCGCACUUGAUCUCUAUGCCAUACUCACCAACGAGAAUCUCAAUAACGAUGAAACCACCGCAGCGGACACAAAUGAUGAAACCACUUUGAGUCCCGAUACCGCCAGCACAGAUAGCGAUGAUGCGGACUUGACCACGCUGCAGGAUGAACUAUCCUCGACAACGACAACCACGACAACAACAACGACAACCACCACAACCACCACCGAGGCACCCACCACCACAACGACAACAACAACGACAGCAGCUCCGUCGCUCUUUGGCGGCAGACGCGCAGGUCUCAGUGGUCUGGCUGGACGCAAUCGGUUCAAGCUGCGCGACAGUCAAGGCGCCAGCACCACCACCACAACCACCGAGUCAACGCCCACUGAACCCACCAAAACAGGCAGAAAUCGCUUCUCACGUCCCUCAAUUGGCGGACGCUCCCGUCCAGGUGCGCGCACCACCGCCAGCCCCGAGCCCGCAGCGGAACCUGCUGUCGAGGAAGAAAUUGUGGCCGCGAAGGAGGUGAAACCCGUUAGCUCCGGCUUUGCACGUGGCAGACCACGCAACCGCUUCAAUCUGCGCGGAGCCAGCACCACCACCACCACCGAGAAGUCGGCCGACGCUGAGGAGGGAGGCAGCGAUGCCAGUUCAGCGGAUGCCGCGCCCAGCAGCACAACAGCACGCAGCACACUGCGCAAUCGUCCCGGCUUGAAUCUGCGCGGACGCAGUCGCACGACCACAACGAAGGCGCCUGCUGCCGAUGGAGCUGGCGCUGAGGAGGCCACGGAUGAGGGCAAGGCAGCGGCAGCAGCGCCUGCCGCCGAGCCCGUGCGUCCGUCCCGCUUCAAUUUGCAUCGCGCUGGCGGCAACCGCUUGCUGCCACGUGGCAAGCUGGGACGUGCCGGUGUAAGCACUGAGGCGCCAAAGGAGACGGCCGAGGACUCGGCAGCCGAUAGCAGCAGCCAUCACAACGACGUGAAGGGCACCGAGGGCACAGCGGAGGGCGGCAGCGACACAGCCGCCGAGAAGACUGACGAGGGCGAUCAAGCAGCCAAUCAUGCUGGACCGGUAUCCAGCUUCAAUCGCCUCAAGAACCGACCGCGCCUCAAUGCGCUGCAUAAGACUGACGCGGCCAAGCAAAAGGCAGCCGCUGCUGCUCCUGGGGCAGCUGCUGGCACAGCUCCAGUUGCAACAGCACCGCGCAAAAUCAAUCCGCUGCUAGCCAAGCGCCGUCUGCAUUUGGGCGCAGCGGCUACCUCAACCACAGAGACGCCCGCUGAGAGCGGCGACGGCGCCGAUGCGUCCGGUGAGCAGGCCGGUAAGGACGAGCAAGCGGCGUCCGCAGCAUCCAGCUCAGAUGAAGUAGCCGGCGAUGCGGCCAAGGAGCAGGAAACCACAGAGGCUGCGGAGGCAACCACCAAGCAGCAGGCGCGUGGCUUGGGACUCCUUGGCCAGCGUCGUCGCUUGCCCCUGCGAAAGCCAGGCACCAUACUGUAAAGCCCCUCAAAUGACACAACACAAACAGCAGCAGCAGCAGUAGCACGCCCCACUGCCACUGCCACUGCCAAAAGGCGGAAAUGAAAGUUUGCAACGGAUGUGGCAGUUGCCCCAAAUCCUGUUCCCUAAUUCCCUAUAUAUUCCAACCUCUUGCCCCGCCAUUUGCGCCUGCCAAGCCCCUCCCCACUCUCUGUAUCUCUCUCUCUUCCGCUUUGUCUAGCUUUCCCUUCCAUUUGCUGCUUUCCUCCUAAUUGGUUGGUACGCACCAUCCAGACCCAGCGAUAAUAAUUUUUACAAUUUUUCCCCUAUUUGCAAAAUGUUUUUCUUUUACUACAAAUAUUUUGCAUAGGUUCCCGCGCCCUGUCCAACUUUUUUGUUCUGUUCUUAAAACGCAAUUAGCUUUUUACACAUACAAUAAUUAAAAUAAAAUAUUGAAAUAUUAUUUAAGUUCCCCCUCUCUUUGCGAAAAAUAA